Messenger RNA from Solea senegalensis (Senegalese sole), 3187 nucleotides. RefSeq names its product prostaglandin D2 synthase a (gene ptgdsa). The record is from RefSeq and is a predicted model, not a curated record. Lineage: Eukaryota; Metazoa; Chordata; Actinopteri; Pleuronectiformes; Soleidae. Gene Ontology annotation, molecular function: small molecule binding. Bases 2361 to 2942 code for a protein of 193 amino acids. The transcript is spliced from 8 exons.
UUGUGUCUUCGGAAAUGAUUGAUCAAGUUAUUACUCUGCUGUUUGAUUCAUAAGAUAUGAAUGGUCUUCCUUAACUUUGUGAAAUUCUUCUAAAUCGCACAGAAAAUGGUAAAAAAAACAACAACAACUUAUUGGUACAUAUUGUAACAGCUGGAAGUUUAAGGAAAAGAGAUGAAACGUGUUAUAAGCUAAGCUUUUAGAAGAAACUCAAAGAGAAAUCCACUCUUCUGAAAGCUCAGUGGCGAGAUCUUGUGUCCCAUAAACUCGUCUCCCUUUCAAACCCACUGUAAACAUUGAUCGUAUGCUCUGUAUGUUCGUUGACUCUCCUCACUGUUGGCCUCUUUUUUAAUAUUGACACAGUCAAACUGAUGUCCAGGAAGCCUCAGAACAACUCAUCUGAUAUUAAACUCCCAUUAUUUUAUUGAAGGAACCGAAGGAACGUCACUUUUUUGUCCUUGCUGGGAAAAUGAAGUGAAAACUAAAGUAUCGCUUCUUGCCGUGUGAGAGAGUGGAACCUUAGAAGCUAAGAAAGAGGUUAUGAGUAAUGUUUUUCAGAACAGGAGUUAUAAUCACGACCAGCAUUUUUCUUUCUUCUCUGAAAGAGGUCAUGGUUUUCCCCUUAUGUCAAAAUCGCUUCCACAGAAAAAACAAGACAAUGGGAUGUUCUCGUGACUCUUUAAAAACACAUGAUGUAACAGGGUUUUUAAAAAAUGAUGUUUGGUUUCAAACUCACUCAUGGACGUUUGAAAGCGCUGUACAGAUUUUCUUUUACAGAAAACAGGCAGAUUGAAAGUUCCCAUUGUUUAAAAUACUGACAUACUUAAAUAGAAGUACCUAGCACUUAUGUAUUAUGCCUUAGUAAUAUUGAAUAAUAACUUCUGCAUUAAGGAUUUAUACUUUAAAACUGUACUGCAUAAUAUUUUCUUUUUUUUCUAAGUACAGUGGUGUUUAAACCCGGUGACAUCCCUGCGCUGCACACAGGAAGUCUUGUUUUAUGUCCAUUCAACUCAAUGGAGGUCUAGGGAGGGAAAUGAGCCUAUUUCUCACAUGAUUCACAACAUCUGUUAACCUUUUCCCCAAGAGGUUAAUGGUCUGGAUCACUAGUUUUGGGUGUCCUUCAAUAGAACAUGAGAUUAGCAGCUCCUACCGUGACUGGUUUCUCGUUCAUGUUGUGCCAAAUCGCUGCCUCGGUGAAGACUCACAGAGGCAGCACUGCACUGUUAAAGUAGACUGGGUUGGCAUAUGAUUUUAAACGCAAAGAUAAAAGCUUUGGAGAAAUAAAACCCUGUUCUUUCAGCAGAUUUGUCCGCCUCCGGCGCUGCAUUGCUGGUGUUACCACAAACGCCUGUCCCAGCCACACUAAAGGAUUUUCAAUUGUGACUCGAUUUUCAAAACGUGGGAGACCACAGACACAACAAACUCUCUCACAGAUCUUUUUAAUCCUGAGGAGAGCACAGACUAGACGAUCCAGUCAAGUCAAGAGGCAGGACCAGAUUCCAGGAAUCUGGGAUCUCACAGAAACUUGCGCGAUUCAAUGUGACUUCAGAAUAUAAACAGACGGUCAGCGACGUCCAGUUCAUAGCUCUUGUGUGUGCGAUGUUUUUGUGCUGAGAAACACAAAAAAAAAACUGGAUGAAGUCAUGAAGAAGAAUCAGCUUGGCUUGUAAAAGUUACGGUUCUAAACAAAAGUACGCAACAUCCGCUUCCCACUCGACACGCUCACAUUGCAUAUUACGGGGUUCUUGCUCAAGCUCCCAAUCGCUGUUCACUCAUAAAUAUCAAACAUGUUUAACACUUAGGAUUUGAAAUUAGGUAGAUGCUGAUGAUGUUAACAUCACAUCUGUUAAUCCCUGUUAAUUUGGCCAGAUAAUUUGUUCAAAACGGCCUAAAAUCAGAACCACCCACGAUUGUCGGAAGGGCCAGAUCGGGACUGAAAUCUGGCCGAUUAUCAAGUCGCGUCUGAUAGUACUGCUUGUCGAAGGCUGUAGGACGCAGCAUACAACUAAUAUAAUGUCAUUUCUGUUCACAAAUACAGAAUAAUAACAUCGACGACAACAAAUUUUACAUGCUGCAGCUUUAAAUACACGUUAGUGCCACUUCUCGAGUCAAAAUUUGAAUGUCUGAAACACUUUUUUUGGUCCUAAAGAAGAGCAUGAACACACAGUUGCAGAUCUAUCACAUCUAAACUCUGUAGUUUUACUGUAUGUUGUGAAAACAGGGAAACCGAACGAGCCUCAGCUGAUGCUCAUAGACCACACGCGUGACAUAUUCCUGUACUGUGUUUUUUGGGGAAGCGAAGAAGUCUAAGUCUGGCUUCUUUGAAAAACCACACAUCUUCAACACUUGGCCAGUGUUCACAGAUGCUGCUGAUUGGCCGACGACCAGCCAUGAGGACCGCGGCGGUCGCUGUUGUCAUGGUGAUGUGCGUGAUGAUGGUGCGGGCCGAUGUGAAGCCCCAGAGAGAUUUCAACUCGCAGAGGUUUACAGGCAGAUGGUACCGUGUGGGUCUGGCCUACGAUUCUCCAGGUUUUGUCCCCUACAGAGACAAAGUGAGGGUCUCCAUGGGCUCCAUCUCACUGCUGCCAAACGGCAGCUUUACCCUCACCAUGUGGGACGCCACACCACUAAGCUGUGUGGCUAAGACGUACCAGUAUGAGAAGACCAGUGUUCCUGGACAGUUCACCUACUUCAGCACACGCCAUAACAUGGUGAAGGACAUCACCGUAGUGGACACAAACUACAGUGAAUACGCUUUGGUUCUCAAACACAAGGUUUUCAACAGAGAAUACACACAGGUGGCACUUUACGGUCGCUCUACAAGACUCAGGAUCGAUAUAUUAAACCGGUUUAAAGCCUUGGCCUUGUCUCAGGGUUUCUCCCGGGAAUCUAUCCUGACUCCGCCUCCAGCAGUAAACUGUCCACCCUCUGCAUCUGGACGUUAGACGUUCCUGAGAUGACAAUGAGUGGCUGUCUCUCUAUUUCAUCCAGUCCACUUCUUCUUCUUCUUCUUCUUCUUUUUCUACUUCUACUACAUUAUUUUAUGAAGUAACUGCAAAGAAAUUUCUUUCUGAAGAUCAAUAUUUUGUUUAAGAACAUAAUAUAUAGCAAAUGCAGCAACCUUUACUGAUGUUCUUUUGUGUGGGUGUUUUUUUUUAUUUGCAUCGUUCCACUGUGUUAACAAUAAUUA